Molecule: messenger RNA, 6357 nt
Organism: Oxyura jamaicensis (ruddy duck)
Lineage: Eukaryota; Metazoa; Chordata; Aves; Anseriformes; Anatidae
Gene: LRRN2
Product: leucine rich repeat neuronal 2
Exons: 2
Coding region: 609-2753 (714 amino acids)
Molecular function (GO): protein binding
Source: RefSeq, a predicted model, not a curated record
AGGAGGAGGAGGAGGACGGAGAAAGGGAGGGGAGAAGAAGGGAGGAGGAGGAGGAGGAGGAGGCAGCAGGGGGGAGUGCUGUGCGUGCGGCCGCAGCGGAGCCGUGCGAGGGGAGGAUGGCUGCUUCUCCCCGCUGCCUCUGGGCCGGGCGCUGAGGGCGAGCGUGGCAAGGGGUGGCCUGCUGGCCCUGGGCCCCGUCCCCACAGGACAGGGACAAGGACAAGAACCCCGCUUCAACGGGUCCAGCGCGACCCCAGCCCUUUGUCUGCUGGCAGGGGCUCGCGGGAGCCAGAUGAGCGGGCGGCCGCGGCGGGGAGCAGGCAGACGGAUGCUCACGGCGCUGGGGGACGGGAGGAGAGCCCAAGGGAAUGACCUCGAGGAGCAACCUGGAAGACGCAGCAGAGCCCCGAAAUGAGCCAUUUGGGGAGGAAGAGGAGGCGAAGCUCUGAUUAGAGGACCAGCCCCACGCGGGGGGUUAUGUGCUCUCGGCGGGGGGAGGCAGGCAGGGCAGCCGGCAGCGGGGGCUGAUCGCUGCGAGGGCUUCCCCCGGGGGCACCUUCUCCUGCGGACGCCGUGCCCACCCACGGUCGCCCCAUGCCCUGAUCCAGAUGCUCCCCAUGAGCCUUUCCUGCCUGGGAAGAAGCCGGUCCCACCAGCCAAAAAUGAGACCCUUCCAAACCAGCUCGCUUCUGCUCUGCGUGGUGGCCGCAGCCGCCAUCCCCAUUGUGCCCUGGAAGGUGAAAUGCCCGCCGCAGUGCGUCUGCCAGAUCCGGCCCUGGUACACCCCCCGCUCCGUCUACCGGGAGGCCGCCACCGUGGACUGCAAUGACUUGUUCAUCUCCGCCGUGCCCGAAGACCUGCCGGAGGGGACCCAGACCCUGCUUUUGCAGAGCAACAACAUCGCCAGGCUGGAGCAGAGUGACGUGGGCUAUCUCAGAAACCUCUCCGAGCUGGACCUGUCGCAGAACAGCUUCUCCGACGUCUGGGACUUUGGCCUGAAGAGCAUGCCGCAGCUGCUCAGCCUGCACCUGGAGGAGAACCAGCUGGCCGAGCUGCCCGACGGCAGCUUCCCGGGGCUGGGGAACCUGCAGGAGCUCUACCUGAACCACAACCAGCUCCGCAGGAUCGCUCCUCGCGCCUUUGCCGGCCUUGGCAGCCUCCUGCGCCUCCACCUCAACUCCAACCAGCUGAGGACGGUCGACAGCCGCUGGUUCCAGAUGUUGCCCAGCCUGGAGAUCCUCAUGAUUGGAGGCAACAGGGUGGAUGCUAUCUUGGAUAUGAAUUUCAGGCCCUUGUCCAACCUACGGAGCUUGGUUUUGGCCGGGAUGAACCUGAGGGAGAUCUCGGACUACGCGCUAGAGGGGCUGCGAAGCCUGGAGAGCCUCUCUUUCUAUGACAACAAGCUCAUGAACGUCCCCAAGCGGGCCCUGCAGCAGGUUCCUGGCCUCAAGUUUCUAGACCUGAACAAAAACCCCUUGCAGAGGGUCAGGCAAAGUGACUUCACCAACAUGCUGCACCUCAAGGAGCUGGGGCUCAACAACAUGGAGGAGCUGGUGUCCGUAGACAAGUUUGCCUUGAUCAACCUCCCCGAGCUGACCAAGCUGGACAUGACCAACAACCCCAAGCUGUCCUUCAUCCACCCCAGCGCCUUCCACCACCUUCCCCAGAUGGAAACCCUCAUGCUCAACAACAACGCCCUAAGUGCCUUGCAUAAGCAGACGGUCGAGUCCCUGCCCAACCUGCAGGAGAUCAGCAUCCACGGCAACCCCAUCCGCUGCGACUGCGUCAUCCGCUGGGUCAACAGCACCGAGAACCGCAUCCGCUUCAUCGAGCCCCAGUCCACACUGUGCGCUGAGCCCCCCGACCUCAAGAGGAGGCACAUUCGGGAUGUCCCCUUCCGGGAGAUGACGGACCGCUGCCUGCCCCUCAUCUCUGCCCGGAGCCUGCCCUCGCGCCUGGAAGCGGCGGACGGGGACAAUGUCUCCUUGCACUGCCGCGCCCUGGCGGAGCCGGACCCGGAGAUCUACUGGGUCACCCCCUCGGGGGUGAAGCUGGUCCCCUAUGUGGAAGAUGGGCGCUAUAGGGUGCACCCCGAAGGGACGCUGGAGAUUGCCGGGAUCUCGGCUCGGGAGGCCGGGUUGUACACCUGCGUGGCUCACAACCUGCUCGGGGCGGACACCAGGAGCGUCAGCGUGAUGGUCAACAGCUCCUUCCCGCUCAGCGAGGCCAGCCUGGAGCUGGCGGUGGUGGACAUCCAGGCCUACCACAUCCUGGUGGCCUGGAAGCCGCAUCUCAACACCGUCUCCUCCAACCUCACCUGGUCCAGCUUCUCGCUCAGCUCCAACUCGGACACGACCAACGUGGCCCGCAUCCCGACGGGGACCCACGCCUACAACAUCACCCGGCUCCACCAGGACACGGAGUACUGGGCUUGCCUCCACGUGGCCUUUGUAGACUUGCAGGCCAAGGUGGCUUGCGUGAACGCCAGGACUAAAGAGGCCACCCGCCGCUACGGGCCCCUGGGGGACAGGCAGAGCCUCCUGACCCUGCUGGUGCUCUGCGUCCUGCUGCUCGCCGCCGGCCUGGUGGCUCGCUGUGGCCUCGGGGACGAGCCCAGGAGGGCUGGGGAGCUCCCGCGGGACGCGGUGGCCGUGCGCGUGGUUUAUCCCCACCUCGCCCCGCACUGGGCUCAGGGGGCUCAUGGCAGGCAGCUCCUGGCUGUGGAGGUGCAAGCGGCGCCCCUGGACUCCUGAAGGCCCCGAGCUGCUGCUGGGGGCUGACCGUGAGGUGGUUUGGGGUGGGGAGGGAGAAACUAUUUUUUACCAAAAAAAAAAAAAAAACAUGAAACAGAACAAAGUAAGCAAGACAAGGAGGGAUUUCAUGGACUUGACCAAGAGACAAAGCAGCAGACGGGAGCAGAGCUGGCCACGGGGCUUGCAGAGCUCCUGCAGGGUCUGGAUCCAUGUGUAGGGUCUGGAUCCAGCAGACAUCCCAUCCUGGGACAGCUGGGAUGUUCUUGGCAGGUCCAGGCCCGAGGGGACAAUGCCCCAAGUGGUUGAAGAGCCAUAGGGGUGAGCAGCAGAUCACCCCUUCCCCACGCACCCCGGCACCCUGCGGCACCCCAGCGGGGUCAGCUCCUUCGCUGGACAGUCCCUGUUUUGGAAAUACAAAAAAAAAAAAAAAAAAAAAAAAAAGGCCUUUCCCUUUGGGAUACAUGUGGGGUUUUUUGUUUGUUUCUUGUUUCUUUUCGGGAGGGCACUCAGAUAAUCAGCCACAAACCCAUCCCCAGCUCCUUCCUGCAGCCCUGUUGUUUGUUUGCUGCCAUUGAUCAGAGGAAAGCGGAGGAGAAGGAGGUGACUCGGGCAAAAGAAACAGAAGUGAUGGAGCUGACUUGUUGCUUAACUGGCAUCCCGGAGGGGCUGGCUGGUUUCUGCCAGGAGUCAGCCCCAUUUCCAGCAAGUGUAAUCUCGUGGCUAUUCGGUAAACUUCUGUGGAUAAUGUUACAGAAAGAAAAACGGGGAAAAAGGAGGGUGGGGAGGCAGUCCUUGCUUUUCUGCUUUUGUUAAAAUAAUAAUAAUAAUAAUUCUUUGCACACUGGUGUGAACCUAGAAGGCUUCAGAUUAGCAAACCUUGCUUCAGAUGUAGGAGAAAUGGGGGGGGGGGGGGGGCGUGCAGGCCAGGCCAGCCCCGUCUGAGAACACCCCUACGGGAGGUGAGGAUGUGGGAUCAGCUCUCCUGUGCUGUUGCUGCUUCUUUCUCUGGUAAGCAAUUAAAACUACAAGUGGAACAAAUCAAUGGGCAGCUCCAGCCCCCCGCCUGUGCCGAACCGAGGGACGUGGUGACUGCAAACCAGCAAGGCUCAUGGGGGCCCUUCCCUCCCGCUCGAUGGGCACCAGUCCUGCCAGCAAUCUUCCUGGUGUGGGAUAAGACCACGAGCCGUUCUUUUGCUUGGGUUUAUCCUCAUCCCUGCGCAUUAGUAGUGAGGAUUUGGGGUCGGUUUAACUGCAGUCCUACACAAAACGUGCCUUUGCCAACACACACACAACCCCGAGAGACCCUGGUGCAGCCCAGGAGGCAGGGGUGCACCCAGAGCCCAGCCGACACCUCACUCAUGGGCCUUUCCAUGGGAAAUCCCAAGAAAACACAACCCAGACAGAGCUGGGGGGGCACAGGGUGUGGGUACCCCAAGAGGUUACAUCCCGGCACAGAUGUGGUGCAUCCUUGGGCACAGCUGGUGCGAUCGCUGCGUGCAGGGAGCUCUGAAGGCACCAGAAGAUCCUGACGGAGGAAGAAGCUGCGUGAAGUCCUCAUUCAUCUCCCAGCCAAGGCGAGAUGGUUCCCUGCUGCACGAGCUCCGCGCUCAGCCAGGCACACGAUGCGGCUUCGGUGCCUUCGCGGGGUAAUUAUUUCGGAGGGUAACGGCUCCCCCCGGCCCCUGUUCGACAUUCACCAAAGCACUUCAGCAUGUGUUUAGGACCCAGCGAGAUCUCCAGGGGCCCCAAGCACAUGCUGAAACCUAAGUGCAUGCUUAAAUACUUUGCUGAAUUAGAGGCAUCGUCUGAUCUAAACGCUGGGCUGCCGAGCGCCAGCCCUGCCAGCGGAGCUGCUCCGGUGCGCAGCGCUCGGUGUUUGCAGGCUCGGGGCCUGAAAUAGCCUCUCUCCUCGGCCUUCUGUACAGUGGGGGGACUAAAACAGAAUAUAUUCCCUACAGUUCAGCUAAAUUGGAGCUACGGCCCAUGGAAAUAGUUGCCGAGAAAUUUCCCCGGUGUAAGCACAUCUCUGAUUUAAUCCUGCUCGCCUGCCCCUCUGCCGCGCACAGAGAUCUCGUUCACGGUCCCUGCAGAAACAUUGCCGGCCCGCAGACAAAGCCGGCACCGAGCCCUCACAGGCUGUAAUUUUGUAGGUGUAGAGAAAAAGCCUCUUUGAUCACGGUUAUCGUGGCUGCUGCUGCCACGCUGGGAUGGGGGUGAAGGUUCAGCCGCUGCCGGGAUCGGCUGCUCCGAUCUCAACGCGAUGCCUGCAAACCAGAGAUUAAAACGCAAGAUAUGUGCAAUUAAUUUUAUUUCCUUUGAAACCGGAGUGACCCCAGGAGCACCGCACGGUGUGGUCAGGCUGGGACACCCCACUGCACCCCCAGCCCAUGGGGGGACACCAAAAUCCCUGUCCCCAAAGCAGGAGCUGCCCUCGAACCAUUUGUAUUCCCUCUACAAUUGGCGUCUUGGACUCCAGCUGGAGAGCGCUGUAGGUGCCUCAUGCACUAUUCGGUGUUGUUAAUAUUUAUUAUUAAAGCAACAAGAAGCUUUUCCUGGGUGCUGUGCUGGAUGAGAUGCUUCAGAAACCUUUGUCCCCCAUGCUAAAGCCCCUGUGGGGCCCGCAGAGCUGGGGCAGUUUGGGGCAGCCCCCCCACCGCUGCAGCCCCUGCUGGAGGACUCCAGGGAGACAUGAGCCUCUGGUACCAGCCCCACAACACUUUUCCCCCUCCACAUAUUUUCUUGCAAUUUCCAGCUCUUGGCUAGGGGCUUCAGGCCAGAAAUGAACUUUUCCAGGUGAAUUGUGGCAUUUGCAGAAUUUGUCGGGGUCGUAAUUGGGACUUAGAGAUCCUCCUCUGCCUGGAGGCUGAGUCCUGCAAGUGGCAAGCAGCGUACGAGCCAGGGGGCUCUCAACUCCAGGGCUCUUUAAUCUACCACCCAAAGUCAUGGCAAGGUCCAGGGCUGGAAGGUGAAGAAAUUCAAAUUAAGAACAAGACAUCUUCUUUUAUUUUAAGCACAGAAGUAAUUAACUGCUGGAGCAGCUUAACCAGUAGCGGGGGCAGCAGCCUCCACUUCCAAGCAUCACGCAGGGAUGCAGCUCUCAAAGAGAUUCCCUAGUGAAGAGAAUCCCAGAUGUCUCCAGCCCAGAAUAGUGCCACCAGCACCCAGUGUCCCUCCUGGCUGCUGGUGGGGGGGCGAUGGGGCAGGGGGAGGCAAACGGGGACGGCCUCCAUCACCUCCUGGUCCUCCUUCUCCUCUAUCCACCUGGGAUGGGAAAGGCUUGGCUGGGAAAUGCUUCCCCAGCCUGGCCUGUCAGGUCUCCCUCUGGGCACUGAUUUCUUUUCCCCACAAACCACUCUGCCUUAGCUGCUCAUCAGGUUUAAUUUCUCCUUUUUUUUUUCUAUUACCUUCACUUUGAGGAUAGCAGUAAAAGCCCUCAUUUCUGCUUCUUUUGCCCUCCGUGCCUCCUCUUCCUCCUCUUUCUCCAUGCAAACAGCAUCGUGGAUCUCAUCUGCAACAGAGCUUCUCCUGACAAAGCCAAGCGAGAACAUUGCGUGCCAGACUCUAUUUUAAGCACCUAAUAAAACCCGUUUUUGGAGUGGCUCCA